AUGCAGUCUUCUCUUUUGGCGGGAGCCGAGAUUCCCAAAUCAUGCCGAUCCGUGAGUGGUGCUGCACGGGCUUGCGUUAUGGCUCCUACCAAGACUGAGUCUGCGUCGAGUACCGUCCCGAGCGGUCAGCUCAAGUCUCGCGCGCCUGCCGUCCCUGUACUCCUGGUGUUCGCGCUUCUUCUCGGCUUCGAUCUCCAGUCCAAUCUGGAUAAGACGCGCUUCGUAACGCAAGAAACGCUCGCCGUCUUCGCGGCGAAGGGGGCAGCAGCGAACACUGUAGAUCGUCAGAGCCACGCAGGCUCUGAAGAACAUGUUAUACGACUUGUCCCACUCCCACUUGUGGGAACAAACACCCCACAGAGUAUUGAAUCUCCCAAAGAGUUUUCAACUAUCACCCCGUCGUGGGCAAUGUUGUCGUUGUUUUGCAGCUCGUCCAACAUUAGAGGCUGUCCCAACGGACGCUAUUUUCUUCCUCUUGUGUGCGCUGGGUGCGGUUUCUGGAGCGUGUCAUCUCGUUUGGAGUAG
This is a messenger RNA of Phytophthora sojae, 525 nucleotides long. RefSeq lists its product as hypothetical. The record is from RefSeq and is a predicted model, not a curated record. NCBI's taxonomy places the organism in Eukaryota, Oomycota, Peronosporomycetes, Peronosporales, Peronosporaceae. The transcript has a single exon. The coding region runs from base 1 to 525 and encodes 174 amino acids.